AUGGUUACAACAUCUCAAUUGAAGCAGUUAGAGGCUUUAAAUGACAAAAACGAGAAUUAUUUGAAUGUCCCCAGCAAACCAAAAGCUGAUCUAUUUUCCCUUGAGUGGCUAAUAAAGCAAGAGUUUAAUGGCAAUGAUGCUACUGACUCCGCCAACGUAACAGAGGUUAAUCUUAGAAACAAACGACUAGAAUUGUUGUUUCAAUCAGUUGAAAGUGAACAAGAACAAACUUUGCCGACUGAGAAGCAUCAAAUCGCAGUCAUCACAAAGAACCUUGCGAAUGAGACAUCAAUAAAUUUCCCCACAUUAGUUUUAAAACCUCAUGAUUUGACUAAUGAGUUGGAAAUCGAUCUAAUGGAAAGUUCGCUAUUCAGUAAGAGAUCAAAUACUCAAUUCAAUGACACCAACUCGGUGGAACAAAAGAGUCAUGACUUGACAAGAAGUCACACAAAGAGUAAUUCAAUUGUUGAUGACAGUCUAAGGUCACAAGGCUCUGUAAACUCAAUUCCUCCUCGUGGCAAAAGUCUUGAAGAGAUCAGCCACAACAUAAAUCAGGGAUUUUCACCAAAUAAAUCAUCACGUGUUUCUGAUGAGCCUCCUCCAAGACACACCAACCUAAAACCGUUGAAGCGUUUCAAGUCUGUUUCACUGUGUGACUUGGUUUUUCCUAAUUUAAACUUUAAGAAACCAAAAAGGUAG
Molecule: messenger RNA, 699 nt
Organism: Lodderomyces parapsilosis
Lineage: Eukaryota; Fungi; Ascomycota; Pichiomycetes; Serinales; Debaryomycetaceae
Exons: 1
Coding region: 1-699 (232 amino acids)
Source: RefSeq, a predicted model, not a curated record